Messenger RNA from Cuscuta campestris, 1239 nucleotides. NCBI's taxonomy places the organism in Eukaryota, Viridiplantae, Streptophyta, Magnoliopsida, Solanales, Convolvulaceae. The record is from the annotation of a GenBank genome assembly.
CCCUGGCCCUGGUCCUCUCAUGUGCAGGUAGGUGUCAAGUAGGAAAUGAAUAUUUCAUGCAAGCGAUUGGACGCUACAAUUGCUUCUCAAAAUUCCAUGCAAUUGCUGCUUCCCUUUCCCAAUUCCCAAAAAUUUAUCCAUUCGACUUUUUUCUGUUUCUGAAAUUGCCAAAACCCUAACUUUCAAUUCUUCCCGGUUCCGGCCAUAGAAAUGCCUCUCCCGUCUGACACUUGCACGGACGGAGAUGCGCCCGCUUCAGAGCCACAGCUCAUGAACAAGGCUGCUGUUCAUUCGCCGGACAGCAAUUUUGGGAGGCCAGAGAAGAGACUCAAUGAUGCUGAGGUGUAUGUCCCAAUAGUGUAUGGAACAAUAGCAUUCUGGCUUGGAAAGAAGGCCACUGAAACCCAGUCGCAUAAGUGGACGGUUUAUGUUCGUGGGGCAACAAAUGAGGGUCUUGGUGUUGUUAUCAAAAGGGUUGAAUUCCAAUUGCAUCCAAGUUUCAACAACCCUGUGAGAGUUGUGGAGUCACCACCUUUUGAGUUAUCAGAAUGUGGUUGGGGUGAAUUCGAAAUUGGGAUUUCACUGUUUUUUCACAAUGAUGUUUCUGAAAAGAAAUUGCAUUUGUUUCAUCACUUGAAACUGUAUUCUGAAGCGGAACCUGGUCCCGUGUCAACUAAGAAGCCUGUUGUAGUGGAAAAAUAUGAUGAGAUUGUGUUUCCAGAACCUUCUGAGCAAUUCCUUUCUCGUGUUAAGAGUCAUCCUGCUGUUGUUGUUCCAAGGCUUCCUGCAAAUUUAAACUUGACUCUUCAAGCUCCGGUAGAUGCACAUAAGCUGAAGAGAGGUGAUACGAAAAACCAUCCACUUAGCCAGUGGUUCAUCAAUUUCUCGGAGGCAGAUGAGCUUCUUAAACUCACUGGGAUUCGUCAGCAGGUGCAAGCUCACAUCAUAAAGAUGAGGAGACAAUUGAGCAUGAUGGAAGAGCUGCCUCUGACAAUCAAACCAGAGCUUGGUUAAGAAAUAAAUAUACAGUACGGCUCCUCCUCGUUCCACAUUUACAGAACUGCAAAUAUGCUAUCUUCAAGCUCGUAGAUAUCGUUUCUCUAACUUAAAUUAAACCAUUUUUCUUGUAUUACCAUCUACUUAAAAUAUGAUAGUCUGUCGUCUGAAUAUGUUUCUUGUCACCAGUGAUGUGAAUGAAAUGUAUUUCUUAUCCACCUGCAAUAAAAUGUGAAACUGUUA